UCCAGAGGUUUUCGGUAUAAGUAGCCAUGUGACCUCGCCGCGAUGAACACCAAGUUGGACGUAGUAAAAAACAGCGAAGUGUUCUUUAGAUGGAAUUUAACAUGGAAAUCGGCAACGAGAUCGGCCAAAAGAUAAGGAGUGCUGUCAAAACAAAACUAAGAGAACUUGGAUCUUAUGUUGAUGAGGAAUUGCCAGAUUAUAUUAUGGUUAUGCUGGCCAACAAGAGGAGUAAAGAACAGAUGACAGAGGACCUGGUGUUAUUUCUAGGUGCUAAUACAACAGUCUUCACUGAGUGGCUUGUGAACAUAAUACAAAAAAUUCAAGAUGUAACAAGUUUACAAGAAAAUACAGAAGAGUUAAGUUUAUUGGCCAAUGAACCUGUCAAAUCAGCCCAGACAGUGAAGACAGAGUCUGUCAAAAACAAGGACAAGAAGGAUGCUAACCCAAAGACUUCAGCUAAAGAGAGACGCAGAAGCCCUCACAGAACAGAGCCAAGGGAGGAGCAUCAAAGACAUGCUUCAAAGUCUUCUGAAAAGAUAGAAAAGCAAAGGAUAAGCACCAAUGUUGUGAAGACUGUUGGUCUGUCAUCAAGGGGAUCAGUGCGGAAACGGAAGCACUCAUCAUCUGAUGAAGAAGACACCAGAGCCUCUCAUCUUCACAGUGUUGUGAAAGUCAAAGACCGAAAGCCAACUCUCCCAACCUCUAAGCAUGCCUCUGGAAAUCUUCUGAAGAAAGCUGUGGCAGAAGCGCAUCUUUCCGUGAACAAACCUCUUAUUUCUUCCAGUCUGAAAUAUGACCCUACCUUGCCACCUUCUCCAAUUGUAUCCCAUAGUUAUGAAGAGAAACAGCAUCAGAAAGAGUUGCUGCUGCAGCAGCACAGAGAAUUACAGAAGCAGUUUUUGCAAAUGAAACAGGACAGGGAGGAAAGCAAAGAAGCAAUGGAAGAAGAUAGUGACAAAGAUAUGGAAAGGGAAACUGAAGAGCCAGCGGAAAAAACCCAAAGAGAUGAAGAAAGUAGAGAAAGUAAGCAGACUGAGAUUAAAAAGGAACAAAAUGGUUCAGAAGUCACCCAAGAACCAGAGGAACCUGUCAUUGAGCUUCAUGUUUCAGAAACUGAAACACUGGAGUACUCUCCUGAGCCAGCUGUUGGUGAUACCAGAAUUGUAGCCUUUGCCGAUAGUCAGGCUGGUGCAGAAGAUUCAGAUGAAGAGAGGAGGAAAAGGAAGAAAAAGCGGAGGGCUGUUAAAUCUAAAAAGGAAAAACCAGCAAGUCCUAAGUUCAUUGUAACACUUGAUGGAGUGGACAGUGAUAUGGAAGACAAAUAUGAUGUACAACUAAAGAAAGAAAAGAAGAAGAGGAAAACAAAGAAGAAUGUUGAGCUGGAUGAUUAUGAGGAGAUUGACACAACAGAGGUGACAGAAGAAAUAAAACCACCAUUAGAAGUGGCUACCCCUGAAAAACCGGCCAUCAAACAGAUCACGUUUGAUCUGGAUCCUGUUGAUGAUGAAGCUGAAAUUGGUGACUCCAUGCCCAAUAAAAACAUACAAGCAGAAAAGUGUAAAUUUUGGCCUGAGUGCAAGAAUGGAGAUGAUUGCCCUUUCUAUCAUCCAACAGUGAUGUGCAGGUCUUUCCCGAACUGUAGAUUUGGAGAUAGUUGUAGAUUCAUUCACCCACCAUGUAAAUUUGAUGGAAGGUGUAUCAAUGCAGUUUGUCCCUACACACAUAAGUUAAAAAACAAACAGCAGACUUCUCCAAUAGCAGUUGCAACAUCAGGCUUCAUGUUUCCACCACCAAGUGUCCUCACUACUCUGCCUCCUGUUACCCAACCCGUCCCUUGCAAGUUUUACCCGUCUUGUACCAAAACUGACUGUCCUUUUUAUCAUCCACAACCAAAGGUAACUUUCUCUUCUGGCAAUAACAACACCAGGGACAUAUUUCUCCAGAACUUCCGGAAAAUGGUUAAGGCUUGUCGUUUUGGUGCCACCUGCACCAGGCCAAACUGUCCAUUCACUCAUCCAGCCAAACCUUCCUCGUUAAAGUGGGUUGCCCCAGCUCUGCACGUGAGUGAAAGGAGUUUUGCGGUUUCAGAACAGAAAGUAACUUCCAUGCCGGUGUUAUAGCAGAGGAUUAGUUCAAGUCAACAUUAUUGAAAAUUAUCCGGCAAAAUACAAUUCUAGUCGUGACUGUGUCACUAGGGACCUUACGCAAACCACGACGGCGACGGCAACAAGAA
Stylophora pistillata is the source of this 2233-nucleotide messenger RNA. Its product is annotated as zinc finger CCCH domain-containing protein 14. NCBI's taxonomy places the organism in Eukaryota, Metazoa, Cnidaria, Anthozoa, Scleractinia, Pocilloporidae. Gene Ontology annotation, cellular component: cytoplasm; nucleus. Gene Ontology annotation, biological process: regulation of mRNA stability. Gene Ontology annotation, molecular function: poly(A) binding; metal ion binding. The record is from RefSeq and is a predicted model, not a curated record.